AGUUAUAAAUGUCAUUCAAGUCUAUUACCGAGUAGCUACAAUACAUACUAUAAAAUUGAUUAUUUACUUUUAACUACUGCAUUAAGUAACAAUUGAAUUAAACUCAAGCAAUGUUUUAGUAAACUGCUUCUUUAUUUGGAGCGUCAAGAUGUUCACGUUCGGGAGGCAGCGGGUCUUACAUAAGUGUCUCAAGAUUUUGAGGUUAACAAUCGUAGAUUUCAGUAGUCUUCCCGAUAUAAAGAAAUUGAAUCUGGUGAGAACAGUCGAAAAGUCCAUCGAUAACAACACGAGUAUAUUCAUCGAAAGUCCCAUUCAUGUAAAAGUGCAGCCAAUUGAUGUAAACGAUUUGAAGGCGCACAACAAAUUGACUAUGACAUUAUACAGUCAAGGUAAAGACACUAAUGAUUUCCAAUUAAAGCAAACAUCCAAACGUCUGGAAUUACUCAACAAAAACACAUCGCCAGACCGUAAUGACGUAUGUUUAAUACAGGUCCCUUAUAAGUUAAAAGUUCAAGUCACAACAUCGGACGAGGCCUCAGUGCAUUUAAGUAAUCUAGAAGCAGAGGAAUUCGUCAUAAAAACUCAGAAGGGGGCUGUCAAUGUUGGUAAUUUGAAGGCAGAUAAUAUCAAAGUGGAAACAGCUUCGGGCGAUGUAGAAACAGUGGGAAGGCUCCAGGCAACUAACAUUGAACUUAAAACAGGCCUGAAUGGAGGUAUUAAGUGCAAUAACAUAAUGGCAAUAAACUUUAAUGUUGUCUCACACGGUGGACAUAUUACUGUCAAGUCCUGCUAUAGUGACAAAUCUCAUUUCACAACAUUAAUGGGAAAUAUUAAAUUGGAUCACAUGCAUCGGUCUGUCAAAAUUGAUGUCAUACAGAAAGGUCAUCUACGUAUGACAGGAUUCACCGGUAACUUGGAAGCUUCACUCAAAAGUGGUGAUGUCUUUAUGCAUGCUUCACAGUUGACCGACAAAAGCAGUAUUUUUAUUCAUGAAAAGGGGACAGUGGAAUUACUUAUGCCUAAUAUAGUACAGAAUUUGCCAACAAUUAACUUGAUUGCAGAAAAAAUUAAAGUUGAGGAGAGUAUAUUGAAACUUGGGAGGUUUAUGGAUGAUUCUACUUCAAAAAGGUUUCGUUAUGAAAAGGACCCACAGCAUGAGCUGAAUGUAGUUUGCAAGAAUGGCUCAAUUGAUAUCAAAGAAACAGACUUACCUUUUUUUGUCUAAAUAGUUUGAUAAAUUGAGUCAAUUGGGAAUUUAGAUGCUUGUUACCUCAAUGUACAUCCCUUUUUAGAGAGCAAAACGCUACACUAGAAAUAUAUGUGCCAGCACAGUGGAGUUGUUGGAGGAGCAUAAAACUGAUAACUCUAGUAGUUUGAAAGCAAAUGCCUCUAAUCAUGGAUAACCAGAAGAUGAGAAAGUUACUGUGCCAUCAACCUUAACACUACAAUCAAGCUUAUAGGUAUUUGAGGUUAUUUUGGGAAAGGUUAUAAUAAUAGAUCCUAUAGGAGUGAACCAAUUCAGCCACAUGAUAGUUUAAGUCCAUUUGGUCGUACUUGUCUUAUAAUUCAAAUAAUCAUUUUGUUACUUUUUAGUGUAAAGUUUAAAAAAUAAUAAAAACCUAGAGAAAAUCUCUUAAGUAUUUCAUGUAUUUUUUAACACUUUUAUUUCCAAAUUUUAAAAGUAAUGUACACAAAUAGUAUUGUAUUUAUUAUAAG
Pararge aegeria (speckled wood butterfly) is the source of this 1716-nucleotide messenger RNA. RefSeq lists its product as uncharacterized. The record is from RefSeq and is a predicted model, not a curated record. Lineage: Eukaryota; Metazoa; Arthropoda; Insecta; Lepidoptera; Nymphalidae. The coding region runs from base 149 to 1225 and encodes 358 amino acids. The transcript has a single exon.